Messenger RNA from Bipolaris oryzae ATCC 44560, 1524 nucleotides. RefSeq lists its product as uncharacterized. The transcript has 3 exons. NCBI's taxonomy places the organism in Eukaryota, Fungi, Ascomycota, Dothideomycetes, Pleosporales, Pleosporaceae. The coding region runs from base 1 to 1524 and encodes 507 amino acids. The record is from RefSeq and is a predicted model, not a curated record.
AUGAGUGAACCAUCGUUCAAGCGGAGGAGGACCCACUCCCCCGAUAGCCGCGCAUCGAGUCCACUGAGACAACCUCCACGCCGACCGUCUUUUGCGUCCCCUACCAAAGCUAGCCUGGCGGAGACCUAUCCGAAUCUUCGACCUUCUACAUCAACCCCUCGCCUUAGUGCAUCUCCCAGACGCAGAGCUCGUGGAGAUGUAUCGGCCAAGGGAAGACAAGCGCGUGCUGCCGAGGAUGCUCAAGAGGCCAGUAAAGAACCAGACCUACCGAAUACACCAUCACAACGAAAUUUUGAAGGACCAAAUCAACCGCCUCGGGGCAUCCUAUUUUCCUCGCCGAGUAAACGACCUCCACGUGCGAAAAAUGGCUUCAAACAGUCGCCAUUGAAACCGCAAGCACCUGCCGUACAAUCAGAUGAUGAUACCAGGGCGGUAGAGGAUGGGCCAGUAGAGGAAAAUGUACGUAAGGUUGCAGAACAACAGCCUCUUGAUCCUGAGGUGGAGCGGAGAAAACAGGAAAAAGCACGGCUACAGCGUGAAGUGGAGAAAUUAGAGUCUCAAGUCUCGAGGUGUAUGGAUGAGAUUGAAAAAGAGCAACGGCGAGACCCAGAAGAGACAUUACAAUCCCAAGAACGUGAAAGUCUACGCACCUUCAUUACCGAAAUCAGCGGAGCAGACACAGAACCGGAGAAGCCAAAAGUAUCCAGUCUACUCUGCUCAUUCCUUCCAUUCGCCGCCAUGCCCGCUCCUCGACCACGCUCGAAGCAAUCAGACAAGCCCGUUCCAUCCCAUCGGCCAAUAGACCUAGCAGACCCUCUCCCCUACCUCGAAAUGUUCACCUCCUUCAAAUUCUCAACCCGCCUCAGCCUCCCCCGAAGCAAAUCCGGCGCAUCCUCCCGGCGAAGCCACCAAACCCACACAAUCGACAUCACCGGCCCCCAAAAACUCCUCACAGCCCAACUCUCCCUAACACUCGACGCUCUAGCCCCUGAAAUAACAAAACUACAGCUCACCCGUCUCUCACCCUGGGCAGACCACGAACUCGGCACCUUCAUCCACUCCCGCGCCCAACAACGCGAUCUCAGCAACGCCACCUGGGCCAUAAAUUCCUACUGGACACUCGCCCAGAAACGCGCACAGUACUGGCAUAAGCUUGAAACAAGCUUCCCCCAUCUUCUUAUCGGCCGCUCAGGAAACGACACGGAGAAUGCAUUGCAGACACAGGCUCAGUCUAAACCUUGCAGUUCGAUUUCGAGAAAGGAGCUGAAUCGCCAUCUCGGUCGUGAUACGCUGGUGCUACAAGAUAGUCAUGUUGUGCUCAAGCUGAGUUGGCGCAUUGGGUUUGAUUGGACGGGCGAGGCCGAGUCGGAUGUCGCUGUUGAGACGGCGUUUCCUCGCGUUUGGUCGGAGACGGAUACAGCGGAUAGCUUGAAGAAGGUGCCUGAGACGUUUGAUUCGUUGAUGCGGGGGAGGGGGGUGUUUGAGGCAACGAGGAUUAUUGUUGCUUUGCUGUUUGCGCAGUAG